Molecule: messenger RNA, 1083 nt
Organism: Penicillium canescens
Lineage: Eukaryota; Fungi; Ascomycota; Eurotiomycetes; Eurotiales; Aspergillaceae
Exons: 1
Coding region: 1-1083 (360 amino acids)
Source: RefSeq, a predicted model, not a curated record
AUGGGGAAUCGGAAGAGAAAGCUCAGUUCCGACGAGUCCAGAUCCCACGGCAAUGGCAUGGCCGAGACCUUGUCCCGUGUGCAAGGCGACACCCCGAGCACUGAAGGCUCAAACAGCAGUGCGAUAAAGAAGCGGAAGAGAGUGGACGGUGAGAAGGUGAAAUACCCAGAUCUCACCUAUGCGGAAGGAAAGCUGCAGUCAUCCAUCCGAAUCGCAGAUCUGCAGGGCUUACUUCUCUACUGCUUCGCCGAUGGAAUCGCACCGCAAUGGAUCUCGAUGAAGCAUUCUGGCCAUGUGCGCAAGGUGGUUGUACUGAUGGUACCAGGACUAGAGAUGGGCAUGUUCGAUGGAACCAUUCCUGUGGAACCGGCCAAGGAGAACUCGGAGGAAACAAAGCCCAACCAACCGCCACCCACCGAAUCGCCAGAAGACGACAGGGCAGCCGAUUUCGAACGAUGGAAACAAGGUCUGCCACAGGAAGACCGUUCGCACCGCUUCAAUCCUCGUCCUCUCAUUCGUGACAACCUGGCGCAGCCCCUUCAGCCGUUGGCAGACAUCUUCCCACACAUUUGGCCCGUCAAAGCGCCGGGCGACAACAAAUACAACAAGGUCCACUCACCAUUGCAGGCCAUUCUGCUGUCCUCGGCUCCCAAAUCCAAGAAUGACGAGUCCCGUGGAAAGGGCGCACGCCCUGCGAAAGUCGAGAAAGGCUUUGUCCCUAAGCGGACGCCAAUCACCGCCUUCGUCACCUCCCGCGAAGAUCUCCAAGACAGCGACUACAUACUGCACCCUGCGUUUUUCACAUCGGAGGAGGAGAAGUCUUCCCAGGCGGAGGCUCGUCGACGAAGUGGAAAUGCAGCGGAACAUGGAUGGGUGGACACUCAAGUUUCGACGCUGGAAUCCGCCGAGGUGCCGGACGCGGAGAUUGAAAAGGGCAGCAUGACUGCUGGACGGGAUGUUUUCGCCCUUGAUUGUGAAAUGUGCAUCACAGAAGGGGGCAUUCAGAACUCACACGUAUCAGCAUGGUUCGUUGGGACGGCGACGUGGUUCUGGAUGAGCUGGUUAAACCCGAUCGGCCUGUGA